Phragmites australis (common reed) is the source of this 1191-nucleotide messenger RNA. Its product is annotated as pre-mRNA-splicing factor ATP-dependent RNA helicase DEAH1-like. Lineage: Eukaryota; Viridiplantae; Streptophyta; Magnoliopsida; Poales; Poaceae. The transcript has a single exon. Bases 1 to 1191 code for a protein of 396 amino acids. The record is from RefSeq and is a predicted model, not a curated record. Gene Ontology annotation, cellular component: intracellular anatomical structure. Gene Ontology annotation, molecular function: RNA binding.
AUGGCCUGCGUUCUGCAAGAACCCGAGCCGCAGGCACCGGCGAUCUGUGACCACAUGCCGACGAUCCUUGGGUACCUCGAAGAGCACCAGGUUGUUGUCGUCUCCGCCGAGCCAGGCUCCGGCAAGUCCUCGGUGCUCCCCCGGUGCCUCGUCAACAGCGGCUACGGGCCGGUCAUCUGCGCGCAGCCACGGCACUUCGCGGCGACCGUGGCCUGGGCGAAGGCCGGGGAGGAGUGGGAGUCCGACGUCGUGUUCACGACCACCCGGUUGCUCCUCGACGCAUUCUGCGCCCGGACGGCCGUCCUGGCCUCGUUCGGCGCCGUCGUCAUCGAUGAGGCGCACGACCGCACGCUCUGCACCGACGUCCUCCUCGGGAUGAUCAGGGCCGCCGUGGCGACGGGGAAAAUGGGACACCUCAGGGUGGUGGUCUGCACCGCCGGUGGGCCGGCCGACGGCGUGCUCAGCGGCUUCUUCGGCGUGCCGAUCGUCGCGUUCCAGCGCGCGGUGCACCCGGUCGAGGUGCACUACUCUCGGGGACCAAUGCUCGACAUGGUGGGCGCGGUGAUCGAGGAGGUGGCGGGCAUCCACAAGUCGAAGCCGCCCGGCGACGUGCUGGCGUUCUUGCCGGAGGUCGUCCACGUCGAGGAGGCCUACCACCGGCUGCGGCAGCUGGGCCUGCCAGGGCUGGUCGCUUGCCGUAUCCACGACCACCUCCCGGCAGAGCUCAUGGGCGACGCGCUGGACCCUGCGCCCGGUGGCUCGAGGAAAGUCGUGCUGGCGACGGACGUGGCCGAGACGGCCGUGCUGGUCCCCGGGAUCAAGUACGUCGUCGACACCGGCGUGCUGUCAGAAGAACCGCUUGUGAAGAUCUCCAAGGAGGCUGCAAACAGGCGAUCGGCGGUGGCCAGCACCGCCAGUCCCGGGCACUGCCACCGGCUCUACACGCAGGACGAGUACGCUGCCUUCGACGAGCACAACGUUCCGCUCAUCAGCCGAGAUGGCGCCCACUUCAUGUUCGCGCUCUUGCUCAAGAGACACGCUGCUGAUGGCAUGCCGGGCUUCGAGUUUCUUGACCCAUCAGUGGCGCCGGCACUGGAGAGUGUGGUCGACCAGCUAAUUGCCGCCGGCUACUUGGAUAAGCAUGGCAAUUUGACUGAGAAAGGGGAACGCGAGGCAUAUGAUGAAGACUAG